Molecule: messenger RNA, 3573 nt
Organism: Biomphalaria glabrata
Lineage: Eukaryota; Metazoa; Mollusca; Gastropoda; Planorbidae
Product: transmembrane protein 14C-like
Exons: 4
Coding region: 130-447 (105 amino acids)
Biological process (GO): regulation of heme biosynthetic process
Cellular component (GO): mitochondrial membrane
Source: RefSeq, a predicted model, not a curated record
UCUGUGAAGUUUAAAAUUUUUGUCAACAACAGCAUAUGCGUAUCAUAUUCUAUUCUGCUAGUCUAGAUUAUUAAGUCUUGUGUCCAUUUUAGAUGCGCUAGUGUGAAGUCACAAUAAAAUAAUUAUAACAUGUCACUAUCACUAGAUCUGCUUGCAGCAGCUUAUGCAGCCACAUUAGCUGCAGGGGGAAUCAUUGGAUAUGUAAAGGCUGAAAGCGUACCCUCUUUAGCAAUGGGUUUGGCCUGUGGAACUUUGAUGUUGUAUGGAGCUUUCCAGAUGGGACAAGAUCCUAAAAAUGUGACUUUAUCUUUGGUGACCUCAGCAGUUUUGACAGGUGUAAUGGGUUACAGGUUUUCAAACAGUGGCAAGUUUAUGCCUGCAGGAUUGGUUGGUGCUUUAAGUUUGUUGAUGGUGUUGAGACUAGCAUACAGAGUUAUGUCAGACUAAGAGAAAUCAGGAUGUUGCAGAUUAAAUCAGAUUGUUCUUAAGAUUUCUUUUUUAUGUAUGAUUGUAAAGUGAUUAAUUAUCUUCCAUUCUUUUUUUUUUUUAUUCAUGUGACACUAGACAGAUUUUUUAUUUAUUUGAGUGUUUUCAUUCAUUGAUAACAAAUAAUAUAAUGUGUGUGGACCAGAGAAAGUGCUUUUCUUUAAUUAGCUUGAACAAAUGUAUUCUUCAGAUGCAUCAGAUUCUAAGAGGAUUUCUUGUAUAUAAUUAAAAGAAAUUUUAUGAGAAAAUAUAUUUCCAGAUAUUUAAAAAAAAAAAAAAAUCUUAAUUAUUUUUCAUUAUUCUCAUUACUAAAUUUUUUUUUUUCCAUGGCAGCUUAAAUACUUUUCUUUAAGACAUCAUAUAUUGGUCAAUAUACAUAGGAUGUCUGCAUGCUAGUAUGAUGAAAUUGUUUUUAAAUAUUGACAAGUACUUUUAUAUAUUUUACAAAUCAAAAACCUCAAUGCUUUGUUAGAUGUAUGAAUUUUGAAUUACUGGACAAGAUAUUGACUAGCCAGUGUACUUUCUAGUAGUUUCUAAUGCAUGCUGCUGCUGGACUAGUUUAUGUAAAGGCCUCCAUGGUUUCCUUAGAUUUGGCAUGAAUGAGAUGUUUGAAUGAUAAAUAUGUUUUUGCUGCUAUGCAGAAAUAAAAUAAAUUAGAACAUAGAUCUAUGCCUAAUAAAAAAUGUGUUUGUCAAAUUCUUUUUAUACUUAUCUUUUAAUUAUUAAUUACACUAAAAUUUUGUUAAAAUAUGUUUAUAGGCAUGUUAAAAUUCUUUAGCAAGAAAAAAAUAAAAAAAUUACUUUAAAAAAAAGAAAAAACUUUAUACUACGAAAUGUAAUUGUAUCAAUUAGUUUGUUCAGUCAUGUAAUUAAGUUUGUAAUACAUCUAGACCAGUGGUCUUCAACCUUUUUUGGCCUACUGCCCCCUUUUCAUAUUUUUUCUUUGAAAAAAUCUGCCAGCGCCCCCCCCCCCCUCCCCCCCUGUAAGAAAUACACUUAUAAAGAAGCGUGAGAAGGCAAAUUAGAACAAAAUGUCAUUAUUUAAUUAAUUUUUAUGCUGUCAAUAACACUUAUUCGCAUGGGAGAAGACUGCAUGCUAAAGGUGAUCUUCUUUGGCGAGCUUAGAGGAGGACGGCAUUACAGUGGUGCCCUCAUAAGAGCUAUAAGGAUCAUCUCAGGCACCAUUUCACCCUCACUGGCAUUGAGGAAAGUAUCUGGAAGCAGAUGGCCUCUGAGAGAGACAGUUGGAGAGCUCUCACAAAGCUGCGGGAGAAACAUUUGAGAUUCAAAGAAAAGCCAUUAAAAACAGAAGCAAAAGACAAAGAAAAACUUAAAUAGACCGUUCGUGAAAAUAUGCAGGUCGCAACUGGGUUUGCUUAGUUUUGUGAAACACUGCAGUCAGCCUUAAUCUUCGGAAUUGAAGACAUAACAUUAUUAUCAUUAUGCAGACAUCAUAUCAAAUAAUUUACACACAAAAAUUUAUUUCAUUGUCAUGACUUUCUAUGAAAUCCUAAGAAUAGUCUUUUUUUAAAUUAAUGAAUAUUAGGGCCUACUGUUUUUAGGUUUAAUUUUAAAUUAAGCUUUAUUUUUAAUAUUAACAUUAUUAUUGCUAAAUUCACUACAAAAUGAAAUUAAGCUAUUGGGAACCUUGUGCCUCCUGUAGCCUGACAAUAUUAGAAAUUUCAAGCUAUUUCAGUCUAUUUCUUUGCUUGUAGAUUAGGUUUGUUACACACUAAAUCUAGGUUUACCAUGUAUGUUGAUGGAAAAGUUAAAACAUAAUUUCAUUUUCGACCAGUUUUGGAGUUUUCUUUAAAAAAUAUUAAAGUGCAGCCAUAUCUCUGUUGUGCAUCCUAUGUUAACAUUUUUACUGAAGACAUAAUUUUGUAAAUCUAUUUUUUCUUGCAACUCAAUUUGAACAUCAGUAACAGAUGUUUAAUAAUUGUCAUUUAUAUUAUUUUUUUUAUUUAUUUACAUCCUAAAAGCGAAUUGUCAUUUCUUUAUAGAGCAUUGUUAGGUGAAUUUCAUAGGUAUUGAUGUCCUUAGGCAGUAAUUCAUUUGUGAACAAACAAGUUAUGUGAGAUUGUAAAACUCUUUAAAAUAUAUUUAAUAUCUCAAUAAAAGAAAAUCAAUGAAAGUCAAUUUCUUUCCUUGCAGUUGAAGGUUGGUUGGUUUCAUUCAUUUGGCGUUAGAUGCCUACCAUGUAAAACAAAUUUUUAGCCUGCUUUAAGUCAUCGCCAACAGUUGAAUCUUCCUGUUUCUCAAAAUGAGCAAUAACAAACCCCUUUCUAGAUUCAGCGAACUUCAGUUUACAACUAGAGUUUAACAUGCUGCUCAUUAUUUGUUUCACAAAAUUGUUGAAAGAUGCACUUACUUUUGGGGUGGGUUUGUAUUUUAUUUACAGUGCACAUUUAUUUUCUUCUGUAUUCUUUACGCCCAGCACCCCCCUAACGCCCCUUUGGCUCCCAGUGCCCCCAAAUUUCACAAAGAUGCCUCCCAGGGGGCGCUCGUUGAAGACCACUGAUCUAGACCAACAACAAUAAAUGUUAUUAAUAAUAUUUUGACAAAUCGUUUUUGUUUUCUCAAUGCGCUGUGAUCCUAUCACUUAUCUGGACUAGUUGGGAAAAUGGGGGGAGAAAGAGAGGGAUAUCUAGGUGAAUUUUUUUAAAAGCAUUUAAAUUUCUUAUAAAUAAAAAAGGGGGGGGGGGGGAAGACCUGAAUUCAAAGUCAAGCACCCUGAAGCCAACAUUCUAGCCACUCUGCUAUGCUAGUGAGGUGUGUAUGAAAAUUUAAAGAUUGUAUCUAUUGUUAAUUUCAAACACUUUUUUAAAGUGGACUAAUGAGGCUUAUACCACCACCUAUGUACAAUUUCUUUACCUAGUUCAAGAUACCAAGUUAAUUACCAAUAGUUAAUAAACUAAUUGAUUUGUUCUUUUAUUGUAUUUAUUUUUGUAUUGUCAGAUAAAAGAAAUAAUUGUGCGAAAUUUCAGCACAAACUUGUUACCAUACAGAGUGAGUUGAUAUUUAAGCUUUGUAAAAACACCUCAAUACUAUUUCAACAAAACAAAUAAACUUUUUUUUUUUAAUUUA